AUGGCUUCCAAAGACGACGCCAAGACCUCCUCAUCAGCCGGCUUGCAUUCCUCUGUGGAGGAGAGAAGGAGAAGUGCCCUGGACCAUCUUCCGCCCCCCGCGAACGCCAACAAGCCGCUCACACCCUUCAGUAUAGAGGACAUCCUCAGCAAACCGGCCGUGCGGCGCACUUACUCUGUGUGCGGGGCGAGCCACCUCCUGCCCCAGCCUGACAAGCACCCAGCCCCCGGGCUGCCCCUCGCCAGCCGGCCCGCCCUGCUCGCCCACCCCUCGCCCCUGUGUGCCCUGGAGGAGCUGGCCAGCAAAACUUUUAAGGGGCUGGAAGUGAGCGUUCUUCAGGCGGCAGAAGGCAGAGACGGCUUGACUAUCUUCGGCCAGCGACAGACUCCCAAGAAAAGAAGGAAAUCCAGGACCGCUUUCACCAACCACCAGAUCUACGAGUUGGAGAAGCGAUUCCUGUACCAGAAAUACCUGUCUCCAGCCGAUCGUGACCAGAUAGCCCAACAACUGGGCCUGACGAACGCCCAGGUCAUCACCUGGUUUCAGAACCGCAGAGCCAAGCUCAAACGAGACCUGGAGGAGAUGAAGGCAGACGUGGAGUCGGCGCGUAAAUUGGAGCCCACUCAGUUGGAUAAAAUCGCUCAACUGUCUGAGGAUCUUGAACAGUGUGUGUCUGAGGCCGACUCCAAGUCCCCGGCUUUGGGUUCGCCUCCCCUGCCCGCCGCCCCCUCACCGGCCCGGCCUCAUAGCCACCAGCAGUCCUCAGCAGAGGAGGAGGAAGAUGAUGAAGAGGAGAUAGAUGUGGAUGACUGA
Molecule: messenger RNA, 813 nt
Organism: Callorhinchus milii (elephant shark)
Lineage: Eukaryota; Metazoa; Chordata; Chondrichthyes; Chimaeriformes; Callorhinchidae
Gene: lbx1a
Product: ladybird homeobox 1a
Exons: 2
Coding region: 1-813 (270 amino acids)
Biological process (GO): regulation of DNA-templated transcription
Molecular function (GO): DNA binding; DNA-binding transcription factor activity, RNA polymerase II-specific
Source: RefSeq, a predicted model, not a curated record